Messenger RNA from Synchiropus splendidus (mandarinfish), 1715 nucleotides. RefSeq names its product podocan-like. The coding region runs from base 1 to 1500 and encodes 499 amino acids. The record is from RefSeq and is a predicted model, not a curated record. Gene Ontology annotation, molecular function: protein binding. NCBI's taxonomy places the organism in Eukaryota, Metazoa, Chordata, Actinopteri, Syngnathiformes, Callionymidae. The transcript has 4 exons.
AUGGCCACGCCCCUCCCUGGAGGCUCGACCUCUCGCUCUGCCAAGGUCACUCCACCAGUCACCGAAUUAAAGCCCAUUGAAGAUCUGCUUCCAGAGCUGCUCCUCAGGCCGGAGCACCUGGAAGACCCGGGAGUGGAGAAGCAGACGGGACACGCCCCCUGGACCACAGCAGCACCUCAGACCUCUGAAACUGUGGCUCAACCUGAGGCUGAGGAGCCAACGGCAGCCCAGCGCUCCAACCACUCGGUCGGUCGACCUUCCUCAGCCGGAGCAGAAGACGGGAGUCAGAGGCAGAAGGUCCAGGUCAGCAGGCCCCAGACGGACCACAGCAUCCAGCGGACCACAGAGGCCCCUUUCCCCUUCUUCUCAGACGACGACUGCCCCCCCGACUGCUCCUGCUACGGACGGGUAGAAAAGAACUCCAUGAUCUCACGGUGUGUGAGCCACAAACUGCAUGCUGAAAUUCCCACCGCUGUCUCAGACACUGAAAGCACCAUCACUCACGUUUCAUCCUUGACGCUGAAUGAUUUAAGGUUUUUUUUCUUCAGAUUCAUUUUUUUUGUGCUGGUCCCCGACAGCAUCCCGUCCAACUCCCGCUACAUCCUCCUGAUGAACAACCACAUCCAGGGCAUCCAGCUGGACCUCCUGAAGCACCUCUCCUCUCUGGAGUUCCUGCUGCUCAGCAACAACCGCCUGACCGACGGCGCCAUCGCAGGACGGGAACUUCCUGGCCAGCGUCCCGGCAGGUCUCCCGGUCUGGAGGAGCUGCGUCUGGAGGGUAACCAGCUGAGGGCCGUGUCAGAAGCCGCCUGGACACGGUGCCCCGGGCUGCUGGUCCUGAGCCUCAGCAACAACAGUCUGGGGGGCGGCUCAGGCUCCCUGCCCGAGGCCGUCCUCCGUCCUCUGACCCACCUGCGGACACUGAACCUGGACCACAACCGACUCUCCUCCGUGCCUCUGGGUCUGCCGCUCUCCCUCAAGGAGCUGUACCUGAAGGGGAACCUGAUACGGGAGUUCCGGGACGGCGUCUUCGGGGGGGUUUCCCAGCUGGUCUUGCUGGACCUGAGCUCCAACAGGCUGACCAACAAAGGUCUGCCAAGGGAGGCGCUCCUCAACGGCACCCACCUGGGGAGCCUGAACCAGGAGGGAAACCGGCUCAAGCAGGUCCCGCCACACCUCCCGCAGUCCCUGAAGACCUUGAACCUGGAGGGAAACCUCAUCUGGUCCGUGGGCAGAAGGUCUCUCAGCCGCCUGACGCAGCUGGAGCUGUGCCACAACCGCCUGCGGCAGGUUCCUCGGCAGCUGCCUCCCGGCCUGCGCUCACUGGCGCUCACCCACAACCAGAUCCACAGCGUGUCCCCCGACGCCUUCUGCUGGGGCCAGGUGGCUCUGAGCGGCCUGCUCCAGGUCCGGCUGGAGCACAACCUCAGCCACAUGGGCCGGCUGGACUCCCGGGCCUUCAGGUGCUUGAGGGGCCCGCAGAUCCUGCGCUUCUACUGAACUCUGGACCACAGAGCCGGGAUGGGCGCCCCCUGCUGAGCUCUGAGAAUGAAGUUCUGCCAGGUCCCUGUGACAGGUUCACAUGUGAUUUGACUGACUUUCUCUGCUUUUCUUGAAACAUUGAUGUGGCCCUUCACAUAUUUAUGCAUUUUCAUGUGACUCAAACACGUCUGGACACAGUAUCUGCUGUUUGUUUACAACUGUCACAUGAGAGU